CUAUACAGUAUCAUAUUACCACCUGUCUACGUAGCUUCUACACACCGCGGUCACAAACACAAAGAUUUGCUCUAGUAUUUAAAUAACAGGAAAUCAGAACAUUUUUUUCUGGAAUUAUGUUUGAUGUGGAUAAACACCCAUAACACAACGAUGAGAAUUGCAAAUUUGAGUUUUGUUUUAUUACUUCUGUGCACAUGUGCGGCUGUGAAUCUGCUGUUUUACACUUUGCAAAAUAUCCCAUUAGAAGAUAAUCAGACAGAACAGUUUAUUGUCCUCAAACCUGAGGAAGAAACAUCUAGUAGGACGUCACUGUCAGAUGAAGCAACUGUCCGGGGUAGAAUACAAGGAAUUUCACGCACAGAAAACCAGUUGAAAGGGACACGGACAAAAAGCUCAUUCAGAAAACCCAACAAUGUUAGCCAAGACAAAAAUGGUCCAAUCUUCAGUUUUACAGUGAACAAUUACACUGUCUGUGAACGGAAGCUCUUUAAUGAGACUGAACAAUGGAAUCUGAUUGUGAUUGUCGUUAGUAAAAUAGACAAUUUUAUACGAAGAAAUGCAAUUAGGAAUACGUGGGCAUCUGAACAACGAAAAAUGAACGUGUUAGUAUUAUUUCAUGUUGGUUUAAGUAAAGAUAUAAGUGUGAAUGAACAAGUGAGAAAAGAAGCGGAACUUUACAACGAUAUUAUCCAGGUUGAAUUAAUCGACGAUUAUAAAGUUUUAACUCUAAAAUCAAUAUCAAUGCUUCAGUGGCUAACUGAUUACUGUUCAAAUUCUAAAUUUUAUUUGAAGUCGGACGAUGACAUGUAUAUUAAUGUUCAAAACACCGUGCAAGAAUUCAUACAACGUCAAGAGGAGCGUUUCUUUCUCUGUCAUGUGUUUGAGAAAGCACCACCAAUUAGAGAUCAAUUUUCAAAAUGGUAUGUAUCGAAGGAUGAAUUUUCUGAUCAUUUUUAUCCGACCUAUUGUUCAGGUACAGCUUACGGAUUUUCAUCAUCUAUUUUAUCUGACUUAUACAGAUCGGCUGUGCACACAAAACUUUUUCGCAUGGAGGAUGUUUUCAUAAGCGGUAUUGUUGCGGAAAAUAUAAAUACACGUCAUAUACAUAGUUGGGGUUUUUCCUUUACAAAGAGGCAACCGACCGGAUGUGCAUUUCAAAAUGUCUCCAGUGGUCAUGAAGUCACAGUGAAACAAAUGUAUAUGAUAUAUGCUCAACUGAACAAUAAAGAAAUUGACUGUGAAACAAAACAAAAUGUGUACUUGUUAAAAGUCGAGCGUGAGGAUUGAUAAUUGCAACAAGUUACCAAAAGAAUCAACCACUAGUAGAAUCAAUGGUGGCUACAAUAAGCCAACGGUAGGAUCGAAGGUCACUGCAAUGACCCAACAACAGAAUCAGACAAAGGUUGCUACCGUUUAAUCAACGGUCGCUACAAUAAA
Ruditapes philippinarum (Manila clam) is the source of this 1437-nucleotide messenger RNA. Its product is annotated as beta-1,3-galactosyltransferase 1-like. Gene Ontology annotation, cellular component: membrane. Gene Ontology annotation, molecular function: hexosyltransferase activity. The record is from RefSeq and is a predicted model, not a curated record. The coding region runs from base 124 to 1287 and encodes 387 amino acids. The transcript is spliced from 3 exons. NCBI's taxonomy places the organism in Eukaryota, Metazoa, Mollusca, Bivalvia, Venerida, Veneridae.